CCAUGUGUGUGUGUGUGUGUGUGUGUAGCAAAUAAUAAAAAGGAAAGUGACAACACCAGCUCACACAUCCCGCCCCAAGCACUACUUUCUGAUCGACAGUGAUUACUAAGUGUGCAAUUAUUUCAGUUUCCUAAACUCCACACAUCAGAAGGUCCUGAUUUUUGGGAGGAUGAAUUCCUGUUGGAUGAGGACACUUUUUUUCUGAGCUGAUAAGCUGGGGAAUAAUGGAAUGCUGGUAUUAACGCUUAUAAUUGACAUAUAAAUAGAGAGCAUAACGCGUCUAUUUAGGCGCCCACUGGAGCAGAUCAUUUUCCUUUCAAAGCAGACGGUAAAUGAGUCACCCUUUUUUUUAAGUGGCGUCAGUUAAACUGUAGUCUUUACCCUGAUCAAGUCAGGUCAAAGAAAAGUGAAGGUUUCUUUAAAUCUUAUACAGCAGAAUGAUUAGGGAAAUACUGGUUGUUAUUGUUUUUGCUGUGCAGAUUGGUCGUUUGGUAAUCGGUCACAACGGCCUCCUGUCCACCCCUGCCGUGUCCUGCAUCAUCAGGAAGAUCAAGGCGAUCGGUGGGAUCAUCCUCACAGCCAGCCACAACCCCGGAGGCCCCGGCGGAGACUUCGGAAUCAAGUUCAAUGUGGCAAACGGAGGUCCAUCCCCAGACACAGUGAUGGAGAGGAUCUCCCAGGUGAGCCGGACACUGGAGGAGUACACCAUCUGCCCUGAUCUGCGCAUUGACCUCUCUAGACCGGGGAGACAGGAGUUUGAUCUCGAGAACAAGUUCAAACCUUUCAGAGUGGAGAUUGUUGACUCAGUUGAAGUCUAUUUACAACUGCUUCGAAACAUCUUUGACUUCUCCGCCAUUAAAAGUCUCCUCACCGGACCAGAUCAGCUGAAGAUCCACAUAGAUGCCAUGAACGGAGUGAUGGGACCAUAUGUACGCAGGAUCCUGUGUGAAGAGUUGGGGGCUCCUGCUAACUCUGCAGUCAACUGUGUCCCUCUGGAGGACUUUGGUGGUCGACCUCCUGAGCCCAACCUGACCUACGCCACCUCAKUGGUAGACGCCAUGAAAGGAGGCGAGUUUGGAUUCGGAGCCGCGUUUGACGCAGAUGGGGAUCGUUACAUGAUUCUUGGAGAAAAUGGCUUCUUUGUGAACCCGUCAGACUCAGUGGCCAUCAUCGCUGCUAACGUCUCCACCGUGCCUUACUUCAGACAGCAUGGUGUCAGAGGCUUUGCUAGGAGCAUGGCCACCAGCGCCGCCCUUGACAGGGUUGCCAAYGUCAUGAAACUGGCGCUGUAUGAGACGCCCACAGGCUGGAGGUACUUCGGGAACCUGAUGGAUUCUGGGCGUUGCUCCCUCUGCGGGGAGGAGAGCUUUGGGACAGGUUUGACUARGAGGGUCUGGACCCGCGUGCAGCCUUUUACCUGAUGAGGGACCUGGAGGGCGUCAUCUCAGACAAAGCCUUCACCAGUCAGAAGUUUGCUGUGGGCGAUCACAUCUACAGCGUGGAGAAGGCUGAGAACUUCGAGUACAUCGACCCGGUGGAUGGAUCCGUGGUUCGGAACCAGGGUUUAAAGAUCGUCUUCACUGAUGCGUCUCGUCUCGUGUUUCGGAUGAGCGGGAGCGGCGGAGGGACGGGCGCCACCAUACGGAUUUAUGCCGAAAGCUUCGAAAGGGACCCAGAGAGACACAGCAGAGAGACUCAGGUGGUGCUGGGUCCUCUCAUCGCCAUCGCCCUGAAGAUCUCAAACAUUCAUGAGAGGACGGGGCGGCGUGGCCCCAAUGUCAUCACAUGAGCUACACACACACACACACACACACACACACACACAC
Austrofundulus limnaeus is the source of this 1826-nucleotide messenger RNA. RefSeq names its product phosphoglucomutase 5 (gene pgm5). The record is from RefSeq and is a predicted model, not a curated record. Lineage: Eukaryota; Metazoa; Chordata; Actinopteri; Cyprinodontiformes; Rivulidae. Gene Ontology annotation, cellular component: adherens junction; cytosol; sarcolemma. Gene Ontology annotation, biological process: myofibril assembly; striated muscle tissue development; carbohydrate metabolic process. Gene Ontology annotation, molecular function: magnesium ion binding; phosphoglucomutase activity.